Molecule: messenger RNA, 789 nt
Organism: Apis cerana (Asiatic honeybee)
Lineage: Eukaryota; Metazoa; Arthropoda; Insecta; Hymenoptera; Apidae
Gene: tko
Product: 30S ribosomal protein S12 technical knockout
Biological process (GO): translation
Cellular component (GO): ribosome; small ribosomal subunit
Molecular function (GO): structural constituent of ribosome
Source: RefSeq, a predicted model, not a curated record
CAACUUCUAUAUUUCGUCACUAGAUAGAGUCGUAAAAAUGUCUAGUUGCAUUCACUAAAUUUGUUUACUUAUUAAUAAAAAAUUAAAUCAAAUUAUGAAUUUCUUGGCUAGAAGUGUAGCGAAUGCAGCUAGAUCUUGGCUUGCAAAUUCAGUUGAAGCAAGCAAAUCACAAUUAACUAGAUUAUGUGCAAAUCCUGGAAUUCAAGGAACUGUACUCAACACUACUAAUUCCUAUAUUAGAAAUCUGAUGCAAGGCUUUAUGCAAAUAAGAUUAGGAACAACGUUGAAGAGAUUGCAUGAGAAAGGAGCAUAUAAAAAGAGUAGGAAGAAGAAAAAUCCAUUGAAUGGGAAACCAUUCGCAAAAGGCGUGGUGAUAAAAACAGUAAUCAGAAAACCAAAGAAACCGAAUUCUGCGAAUAGAAAAUGCGUCCUCGUUCGCCUAUCAACCGGCAGAGAAAUGGUUGCUUUUGUCCCAGGGGAAGGUCACAAUCUUCAAGAGCAUAAUAUUGUGCUAUGCCAACCGGGAAGAGUGAAAGAUACUCCUGGUGUUAAGAUCAGAUGUGUUCGUGGGAAAUUCGAUCUACCCCACGUAAUGAAGAAAACUGUUUAAUUAUAGAAUUUAUUGAAUCUUUUGAAGUUUAUAUAAUUAAAUAUUAUUAUAUAAAGUUUCUCCCUUUAAAUGUUAUUAUAUUGUAAUCUCUGAAAUGAUCUAAGGAGAAUGUUAUUAAAACAAUUAUUAAAACAAUUCAUAAUUUUAAUAUUAAUAAAUAUUCUAAGUGAGAUAUGUAA